AUGCUUAAGCUAGCAUUUUUCCAUCUCCGACGCCACACCGGCGAGAAGCCGUUCAACUGCGACAGCUGCGGACGAUGGUUUUCGAGGUCCGACCACCUGCGCACCCAUCGGCGGACGCACACCGACGAGAAGCCGUAUCAGUGCACCAUAUGCCCGUAUGCAGCGCGUCGUCGAGACGUCCUGACGCGCCACAUGUCGACCAGACACCAAGCCAAAGCCGGAAAGAGCAUCUUCCAGAAGGCGAGGGACGCGAGGAGG
Molecule: messenger RNA, 258 nt
Organism: Mesorhabditis spiculigera
Lineage: Eukaryota; Metazoa; Nematoda; Chromadorea; Rhabditida; Rhabditidae
Source: the annotation of a GenBank genome assembly